UCUGGGAGAAAAGCAGAUCUUCUUCCUACAGAAGCCAAGUUGGGAAGUCACCAGGGAGGAAGUCGAGAAGUCAGACUCCCCAUGCAGUGAGUCUGAGAACAGCUUCUAAGUCUGUAUGCCAACAGCGUGGGAAAGUGUGGGAGGCCAUGCAUCUGGGCUUGAGUGAAGAAGUCAGGGCUUCAGGACUGGUACUGUGAGUGACAAGGCUGCCUUCCAAUCAACUGACCCUCUGCCCGGCACAUCUUAGCAACCUAAACAAAGUCUCAGUCCAGGCCGGCCUUGAAUUGUCUGUGAAGCUGAGGAUGACUUUGAGCUUCUGCUCAUCCUGCCUCCAUUUUCUGAGUGCUAGAAUGACAAGCAUACACCACGAUGGCCAGUUUUUAUGCAGUGCUGAAGAUCAAACCCAAGACCCGAUGUGGGCUAGACAAGCGGACUGAGCUAUGUCCUCAGCCCCAGAUGCUAGGGCUCUACAAAGCUCUCCACUCUUCUCCAUUAUGUGCCAACUCCCAACAGAGUGAGUGAGGUGGGUUCUCACAAGCUCCACAAAGAUACCAGCGAAGCUUGAAGUUGCACCAAGCACGCAUUGUUUCCAGGCCUGGGACCCACGUGCUCCUCCACGGUCGUCAUGGCUACCUGCCCCGGAACCUUGGCGUGAUGACGCUGGUUUCCGGCGGGAUUUUUAGAGUGACGAACAGUCUGGGGCCAAGCGACCAUGAGAGGGCCGGAGCUCGGGCCCGAAACUAGCAUGGAGGGGGACGUCCUGGACACCCUGGAGGCCCUGGGGUAUAAGGGUCCCCUGUUAGAAGAGCAGGCACUCGCCAAGGCAGCAGAGGGUGGACUGUCUUCACCUGAGUUUUCAGAGCUCUGCGUUUGGUUAGGCUCACAAAUAAAGUCCUUAUGCAGCCUGGAAGAAAGCAUCACUUCAGCCGGGAGGGAUGAUCUAGAGAGCUUCCAGCUUGAGAUAAGUGGAUUUUUAAAAGAGAUGGCCUGUCCGUACUCGGUCCUCGUAUCAGGAGAUAUUAAAGAGCGCCUCACGAAGAAGGAUGACUGCUUGAAACUUCUCUUGUUUUUAAGUACAGAACUUCAAGCUUUACAGAUACUACAGAAGAAGAAACAUAAAAAUUCUCAGUUAGAUAAAAACAGUGAAAUUUGCCAGGAAGUUCAAGCUGUGUGUGAUGCCCUUGGAGUCCCCAAGUCAAACACUUCUGACAUUCCACUCCUACUGAGCCAGGUGGAAUCAAAGGUGAAGGAUAUUCUCUCUAAAGUCCAGAAAAACCAUGUGGGAAAACCACUGCUAAAGGUUGAUUUAAGUUCAGAACAGGCAGAAAAACUGGAAAGAAUUAAUGAUGCUCUUUCCUGUGAAUAUGAAUGCCGCCGGCGGAUGUUAAUGAAACGAUUGGAUGUGACCGUGCAGUCCUUUGGGUGGUCUGAUAGAGCGAAGGCAAAAACAGAUAACAUAGCAAGAAUUUACCAGCCCAAGCGGUAUGCUUUGUCGCCCAAGACAACAGUCACGUUGGCACAUCUGCUUGCUGCCCGGGAAGAUCUGUCUAAGAUCAUUAGGACAAGCAGUGGCAUCAGCCGGGAGAAGACCGUGUGUGCCAUUAAUAAGGUGCUUAUGGGAAGGGUACCUGACAGGGGAGGACGGCCGAACGAAAUUGAACCACCGCCCCCUGAAAUGCCCCCUUGGCAGAAGAGACAAGAAGGCGGAGGGAGGGGUGGUUGGGGUGGUGGAGGUGGAGGUGGUGGCAGAGGAGGUGGUGGGGGUGGAAGAGGUGGAUGGGGUGGUGGAGGAGGAUGGGGAGGGGGUGGAGGUGGGGGAGGGGGAGGAGGGUGGGGAGGAGGUGGUGGGGGAGGGGGUGGUAGAGGAGGUUUCCAAGGCAGGGGAGAUUAUGGUGGCAGGGGAGAUUAUGGUGGAAGAGGGGGCUAUGGUGGGAGAGGGGGCUAUGGUGGGAGAGGUUAUGGAGAUCCAUAUGGAGGGGGAGGUGGUGGUGGUGGGUAUAGAAGAUACUAAAAACUGCAGGGUUAGAGGGCACUGCUUCUUACUAGAUACAAUGUAGAGAUAGUGUUCUGAGGAGCAUACUUGAACGUCACCCUGAGGGAGACCAUGGUAGUGUCUCUAAGGAUGGCAUUCUUGAAUACAGAAGGCCAUUUUAUACUACCAGGUGAUCCUGCAACAUGUUUUCCAUAUUCUGUGUACUCAAGCAUGCUGUGUCUUUUUAAAAAGUAAGAAAAUGGGAAAAAAAACCCAAAAACUAUUUUUAAAAAUGUAAAUAUUUAUUACCAGCAACUUGGAAAAUGGAAUGUAUUUUAUUGUCAUGAUUGAAUUUAGACUGUAAACUGGUAUUUUGUUCAAGAUUGAGACACACUAAUGACUCCAGCUGUAACAGAAAGGAAUCUAGACUCUUGUCUUGUUUGUACUUCUGUGGAUCUGUCCUAUAGUGUUAAUUCUAUUUUACAAAACAGAGAAAGUCUCUAAUAUUUGUGCUUAGUAGGCAGUUGUUAUUUUUUAAUAGGAUGAAAUUCCUUUGGUUAGAUUUUUAUUAAAUUUCUGUUAACUGAA
Messenger RNA from Peromyscus californicus insignis, 2560 nucleotides. RefSeq names its product family with sequence similarity 98 member B (gene Tslig3b). The transcript has 10 exons. Lineage: Eukaryota; Metazoa; Chordata; Mammalia; Rodentia; Cricetidae. Gene Ontology annotation, cellular component: tRNA-splicing ligase complex. The coding region runs from base 713 to 2011 and encodes 432 amino acids. The record is from RefSeq and is a predicted model, not a curated record.